UCUACUAGAACCAUGUGCUAUCAAAACUCCAUCCUGAGGGUAGAGAUGGGUGCUGCUUGCGCUCAGCUCCUCUUCGCUGCCAUCUUCUGGUCAAUGCCUUACACUGGAGCUGCUGCUGUGCUGUCUCUGUCCAAAUCCAACCAGACAGACCUUCUCCAACUAACUAGGUCUGCCUUCGAGGCAGAGUCUGACUGGAGUAAUCGGAAUCUUACUAGCAUUGACAUGCCUCGUAGCCGAAGGAGGAGAGCCAUCUCCUCCAGAGAAAUGAAUGCCUUGUUGGAUUAUCACAACCGUGUCCGCUCCCAGGUCUUCCCUCAAGCUGCCAACAUGGAGAUCAUGGUGUGGGAUGGGAAACUGGCAAAAUCAGCAGAUUCCUGGGCUUCCCGCUGCAUAUGGGAUCAUGGACCCUCACAGACCAUGAGAUAUAUGGGCCAAAACCUGUCCAUCAACUCUGGCAGAUACCGAUCAGUCAUUGAGCUGGUGAGGUCCUGGCAGGAUGAGAAAAACUCAUUCUCCUACCCCAACACAUGCAGUGGACCAGUUUGUUCCCACUAUACACAGAUGGUAUGGGCCAAUACCAAUAGGAUGGGAUGUGCCAUCAACAAGUGCUCAAACAUGAACGUGUAUGGGAGCUCUUGGAGAACAGCAGUGUUCCUGGUUUGCAACUACUCUAUCAAAGGGAACUGGGUUGGAGAGGCUCCCUACAAGAGUGGCAAACCAUGCUCUGCAUGUCCAUCAAAAUAUGGAGGUUCGUGUAACAGAAACCAGUGUUCCUCCGCUGGUUCAAAAGUCAAAGCCAAGAAACGAAAAAGAUAUUAAAACAAGUUGGACGUCAGUCACAUUUUCCCUGUUUUAAUGGAAGACUUUAAAUGAUUAACUGUUUCCUGUUGAACCAUUCCAUUGAUCUCAUUAAAAAAAGAAAAUGCAAGAGAAGAUGUGUGAGAUGCGAAGAAUUUCUAAAUAAUAAUAGUAAUUUAAAAAAACAAUAACUGGUUUUGCAAAGUUGGAAGUAACUAAAAAUGACAAAAAAGUUUCUGUGAUUAAAUUACAGUACCACUAUUUUUGUGUUUAUUAUUAACAAGUGUUUGA
Molecule: messenger RNA, 1089 nt
Organism: Oncorhynchus nerka (sockeye salmon)
Lineage: Eukaryota; Metazoa; Chordata; Actinopteri; Salmoniformes; Salmonidae
Product: peptidase inhibitor R3HDML-like
Exons: 5
Coding region: 13-819 (268 amino acids)
Source: RefSeq, a predicted model, not a curated record